Siniperca chuatsi (mandarin fish) is the source of this 14605-nucleotide messenger RNA. It is a transcript of the gene nfia, whose product is annotated as nuclear factor I/A. Lineage: Eukaryota; Metazoa; Chordata; Actinopteri; Centrarchiformes; Sinipercidae. Gene Ontology annotation, cellular component: nucleus. The coding region runs from base 1595 to 3283 and encodes 562 amino acids. The transcript is spliced from 12 exons. Gene Ontology annotation, biological process: regulation of transcription by RNA polymerase II. Gene Ontology annotation, molecular function: RNA polymerase II cis-regulatory region sequence-specific DNA binding; DNA-binding transcription factor activity, RNA polymerase II-specific. The record is from RefSeq and is a predicted model, not a curated record.
AGCGGCUGCUCGUGCGUUUCCGCGCAGCAGAGAGACUUUCGGCGGCUUGUGGCAGCUUUGGAGCGGCUUUAGGACGCUUUUCUGUCGCAGGACGGGAAUCAAAGCCUGCGGAGUGAAUGUGAGCGAGGCUGAGAGGGGGCAGAGCUGCGGACUGGACUUUGGACUUGCUUUAGCGCAGGAAGGACAGGCGGUCAGAUCCGAACUUGUGCAGAAAGAAACCCGCGGGACUUUGGCGGAGACGCGGAGCCGCGACCGCGCUGUUGGAGUUAUUCCACUUCUUCCUCUUUGAUGCGUAAACUGAAAAAAAACAAAAAAACCCCCACCCCUAUCGUUGUUUCCCGCUGCCCGCAGGACCCCUUUAAGUUUUUAAAAAACAUUUCGUCAGAGAAUCAGAGUUGCGGAGAAAUUUCCACCUCGUGUAUUCUAAUCAAUACCGAUCAAUAAGCUCUCAGACUGAUCGGUUUCAUCUCGAUAUUCUCCUGAGCGGCGGGAUCCCGGAGCACGGAGGAACUCUGCACACACACACACACACACACACACACACACACACAGCGGCGGCAUCACCGGAUUCUACUUGUGAUACUGCGCGCGGAGGAUCGAUGGUUUUCUUUCUGAUCAAUAAGCAGUGUGUGUGAUCAGUUUCGGCUCUGCAGGGUCAGUGCGCACUGUCCGCGGCCACACACACACACACACACACACACCGACGCAGUCCGGCGGCGGAGAGCGUGGAGGUCCCGGAGCUCGGAGCAGCAGACAGGCUGGGCAGAGGAGCGGAGAGAAGGUGGCGCUCCUCUCUGCGUCCGGGACAGCACACCGACUCUCUCUCUCCCUCUCUCUCUGCUCUCCCGUCUCCUCCUGUUGGAGAUAAAUUAACGUAAAGCAGCUGUCGGUCGUUGUAGAGGCGAGGCGGCCGUCUGGCAGCUCAGGGAUCCCGUUUUGCCUUUUUCUUUCUUCCUCGUCAGAUCUCUUUUUCCGGGACACCGCUGCUGCUGCUGCUGCUGCUGCACCGCGCCCUCCGUCCCCAGCACCGAGGAGCCGCACCGCCGCACGCCGGCCACAGCGCACCGCAGGACGGAUAGAUAUGUUGCCGAGGUCCGCCGGUCGCCGCGGAUCUCCGGCGGUUUGAAAUGCACUUUCUGGACGUUUUGGAGAUUUGCACCGUCCACCACCGGCCGCUCUCGCCUCACCCCUCGGCACCGACACCACACCGGGCUUCCCUGUGAUUUUUAUUUUUAAAUUUCAGUUUUUCUAACGGGACUUUCGUCUUGUUGCUGGAGAUGUUCUUCGUGUCUGGGCUGAAAGUUGUGCGCUCCCCGGCGGAGGGCCUCUAACAGGUCCGGACAGUACAUGUAACCCGAGGCGGGGUCAAAGUUCAGCCCUGGUUGGAAAUGUGAAAGCGAAGGGGGCAAAAGGAGGGCUCUAUUUCCCCCUCUCUCACUCCUUCUUUUUUCUGUUCUUUCCUUUUUAUUCACACACACACACACUACGCACACGCACGCGCACACACACUGGCUGGAGUUACAGUAACCCACACACACACACAUAAACACACACACACACACACCUUCCAGAUCUAAGAUUAGAUCCGACAGAUAUGUAUUCUCCGCUAUGUUUAACACAGGAUGAAUUCCAUCCUUUCAUCGAAGCCCUGCUGCCCCACGUCCGGGCCUUCGCCUACACAUGGUUCAACCUGCAGGCCCGCAAGAGGAAGUACUUCAAGAAGCACGAGAAGCGCAUGUCCAAGGAGGAGGAGCGCGCCGUGAAGGACGAGCUGCUCGGCGAGAAGCCCGAGGUCAAACAGAAGUGGGCGUCGCGCCUCCUGGCCAAACUGCGCAAGGACAUCCGGCCCGAGUUCAGGGAGGACUUUGUGCUGACGGUGACGGGGAAGAAGGCGCCGUGCUGCGUGCUGUCCAACCCCGACCAGAAGGGCAAGAUGAGGAGGAUCGACUGCCUGCGCCAGGCGGACAAAGUGUGGAGGCUGGACCUGGUCAUGGUGAUUUUAUUCAAAGGGAUUCCCCUCGAAAGUACUGACGGGGAGAGGCUGGUAAAAUCUCCUCAGUGUUCGAACCCCACCCUGUGUGUGCAGCCGCAUCACAUUGGAGUUUCAGUCAAGGAGCUGGAUCUGUACCUGGCCUACUUCGUGCACGCAGAAACCGGCCAAUCAGAAAGCCCCAACCAGGCCAGCGAAUCAGAUAUCAAGGAGCAGCCGGAGAACGGUCAUCUGGGUUUUCAGGACAGCUUCGUGACGCCCGGCGUCUUCACGGUGGCCGAGCUAGUACGAGUCUCACAGACACCUAUCGCAGCCGGCACCGGCCCAAACUUCUCAUUGGCAGACCUGGACAGCUCCUCCUACUACAGCAUGAGCCCAGGAGCCAUGAGGAGACCGCUACCUAGCACCUCCUCCUCCAGCUCUGCCAAGAGGAUAAAGUGUAUGGAGGAGGACGUGGACAGUCCCGGCGAGGAGUCCUACUACCCCAGUCAGGGUCGAUCUCCGGGCAGCGGCAGCCAGGCCAGCAGCUGGCACGACGUGGAGCCAGCUGGAUAUAAGCUGCGUGGCUCUCUAGCUAGCUCUUUCAUCUCCCGACAAGGGAUGCCGUCGCCCGCCGGCGUUCUAAAGAAGUCAGAGAAGUCUGGUUUCUGCGGCGCCGUGCCUUCGCCGAGCGGCUCCGCCUCCACCUCCUCCUCUUCUUCUUCCUCCUCCUCCCCCCGAACGGCUUUCACACACCAUCACCGGCCCGUCAUUACCGGGCCUCGAGCGAGCCCCCAUGCCCCCCCUCCAGCCUCCACUUCUCCUCCUCCCCCAUCCUGCAGCAGCCCGGCUCCUACUUCUCCCACCCGGCCAUCAGGUAUCACCCGCAGGAGACGCUCAAGGAGUUCGUCCAGCUGGUCUGUCCUGACUCCGCCCAGCAGGCCGGACAGGUGGGCUUCCUCAACCCUAAUGGUAGCUCCCAGGGAAAGGUCCACAAUCCUUUCCUGCCGACGCCCAUGCUGCCUCCCCCUCCGCCUCCCCCGAUGGCACGUCCCGUCCCACUGCCCGUCGACGCCAAGCCGCCCUCCACCUCCUCCACCGAGGGGGGAGGCAACUCACCCACCUCGCCCACCUACUCCACCCCCACUUCAUCUCCAGCCCAGCGGUUUGUCAGCGUCGGACCCAGAGACCCUGGCUUUAACAUCCCUCAGCAACCACAGUGGUACCUGGGAUAGGGACUCCAGAUGCCCCUCCCCCCUCCACCCACCUGUACGACAGAUCGCUGCAGCCUCCUCCUCGACCUUUGACCUUUGAUGCCAGCUGCGACAGAGAGUCCUGUCUUGCCCCGCCCCUACAGCCCUCCCCCUCUGCGCCUGACUCCACCCCCACCAGCGCCAGACACAGACUCAGCAGCAUCAGCAUGGCUACAGCGGAUCAAACGCACCCCAACCACCCACUCUGUAAACUGUACGUCAUAGACUUACCUGUAGACAUAUGGUUCAUAUGUCGAUGUCCGUAUAUAGUGCCAGACCCCCCACCCCAAAACCAGACCAGGCUGAGAAAUUCGUGGGGGGGUUGAGCCCUUCAAUUUUUGGGAAUGCCGCAAGACUGAAUCACAGAGCUUCCCCCCCCCGGAGAAACUACCUUCCCACUCUCCCAUCAUGCUCUGCAGUGUGUGCAUCCAGUGGACUAUCAUCGGUACAAUGCCCUCCCCACACCCACCAGCCGACCCCCAUCCUGGUGGAUCCCCGAUGGCUUGGGUUUGGUUUGGUUGGUGAGACGGGACGGGAUGCGUCGUGGCUGGGGGAGAGGGGAGGUGUUACCUGGCUCAGAUACCACCAGCUAAUACCCCCGAUCCCCCCCCGCCUGAGCCCUAACACACCUCCCGGGAUGGACUCCACCCCCACGUGACCCCGCCCCCUGGCGGGUAGCACGUCAGGGAGGGAGGAAGUCGACAAGGCUCUUUCCAAGGACAUGAACCAAUGCUUAAUGGAAAGACCUGACCUGACGGGGAGGUGGUGUGGGCGCAAACAGACGCCCUGCCUGUUUCACAGUAAUAACAUGAACUACACAUGGAGGGGUGGGGGUGGGGUUAUGAUGGGGGAGGUCAGGUGGAGGUGGGGUUGUACACGUGGGGAAGCAGGGGUUUGUUGAUGUGAAGUGUUGCGACCAGACGCUGGUGGAUCCAAGCUCGUUUAUCUGGGAGGCUUUGGCUUCAUGGCUCAUUGAUUUUUCUCUUUUAGCCGUCAUUUCAGCUGGUCCCCUCCUCUUCCUCCUCUAUCCAUCCACCAGUCUGGGUGAAGCUACAGCAUGCUAAGGGUGGGCAGAAAGCUCUGGUGUCCGAAACGCAGCAGGCAGGCAGGCAGGCAGGCAGGCAGGCAGGCAGGAGAGAGAUGAGUGACUAAAACUUUACCAGUGGAAUAUUGAUUAUGAGGGAAGUGCAAUUUUGUUGGCUAGCUGUUGGAUAGUUAAAUAUCUUUGUAAGAUAGCUCGUUGAAAUCAGUUGUUGAAAAGUAUAUAUAAAAUAUAUUUUUCUUCCUAGUCCUCUCACACCUCUGGGACUCUAAAAUAUUGGGGUACAAAAGACAACAACACAGCAUCGAACUAGAAACCAUAGCCUUGUGAGAAAUAAGGGGAGCUGUAUUCACAUUUAUUGUUUAUUAUUUGUUGUUUGUUCAUCUUGUAAAGCUGUUAGCGUGGUAGAACAAGAAUCCCUUUAAGAAAAUAUCAUUUUAAACAAUCAAUUUUUUAGAGCAUUUCUUGCAGCUUGAGUCUGCUUUUCAUUUUUGUUUAAAAGAAAAAAACGCUAAGCGAUUAACUUAUUUUAAUGAGCACAUCGUUUUACUUCAAGAAAAAAAAAAGAAGCUAUUUGAAUUUCUCAUGAGGCGAAAUCAGGAGAAAAUAUAAUGAAUGAAUUUAAGCUUAAAAGUAAUCAUGUUUUUCUCCGGUUUCUGUAGGCGAGAUAAUCUUUAAACGGCGCCGCCUGGUGACGGGCUGCCCAGUGAUUGGCUGGGUCUCCCCUCCAAUCAAAAUCACUUAUUCCUGCAGUUGGCCAAUGGGCCGUGAGUGUGUAAUCAGGGGGUGUGGUUUAGCGAUGAAGACGCAGAGCAGAGGGUAACUCUCUGGAAGCUUUCGUCCACAAAUAGACAAGACAGCCGAGCGCUUCACAUGCAACUUACCAUUUUAUUGAACUUCAGUUUUGUUUUUCCUUUCCUAUACUAUAUAUAUAUAUAAAUAUAUAUACACACACACGCGCGCGCGCGCACACACACACACACACACACACUCUUACGACCAUCCAGCGUCGAACAAAAGUGAAUUUAAGUGAAAAAGUUUUUAAAAAAGAACAAAAAAAUCUGCAUGUUCUAGUGUUAGUGACAAAUUUUUCCAUAGAUGAUGUAGUUAGUGAGAUAAAGACACUAUAUUGUAAUCCCAACAUCAGGCACUUGCCAGCAGCCGUCUAUUACUUUGGCCCCGUCGAGGCCUUUUCUAUCGCUCUCCUUCACGAACAACCAGCUCUCUUCGCUUCUCGGCAACUCUCCGUUCAUUUAUUUCUACUUCCUUCCCUUCCUCCUUCCUCCUUUUCCUGCAGCGACAGAUCACUUCUGCUUUUCAGUUCCAAGACGUUCUCUUUCAUCCGUACGUUAUCAUAUUGCACGAAAACAAUUGUUCCUCAUCGAUGUGCCUUGAGCUACGGUCCAGUCCUGAGAGGUUGCACAAGAUCCACUGUGGAGAGUCUUGUUUUAUUGUUUCUUCCGUUUCUUUCUCCUCCUUCUUUUAUUUUCUUAAUUUUCCCUCCACGCUCCACACCUGAGAUUUUGUAGGUAACGGGAGCAAUUAACGUCAAAGCGUUAAAGCUGAAGAGGAACGCUGUGAUUUCCAGAAUUACUCGCUGGUAGUAUCUCAGUUUUAAGAGGUCUCAGGCCUGCGCUGCACUGCUUUCUGCCCCCCCCCCCCCCUACCUGCAGCGCCGAGCGGAGACCUCACAGGUGAAGUCUACACCAGCUACAAUCAGGUCACCUCCAGAUCUCUGCUAACAGACGGCAACACGGUGAAACUUUGUGAAAUGAGCACCGAGUCAGAGGCUAUGUGAUGCCGGCAGGAGUGACGUGCCGACGAUGAAAGUCUCAUGGAAAAACAACACGAGGUUAACGGGCCAUUUUCAGCUGUAGCGCCUGUUAACUGAGACUCUGGUGUAGCGGGUUCAUUCAGGUUAGCUGCAGAAACACCGUAUAACAUUAGCUAACAGUCUAGCAACUAAAACUGGUUUGAAUUGGAAAUACGUUAAAGUCCCUAACAGUUCAGUAUAGCAGCUACGUCAGUUUGGUUCAGCUUUGCUAACUGUUUACUUUAGCCGCUAAGGGUGUUCGGUUCAGGUUAGCUAACAGUUCAGUUUAGCUGCUACAACAGUUUGGCUCCUGUUAGCAAACUGUUCAAAUAUACAUCUAUACUUCACUAUACAAGUGUGGCGGCGAUUUCAUUGAAAUUAUAAAUCUGUAGUGACGAGACUGUUAGGAUAGGGCUGUUAUUUAUUAUGUGAUACAAUUAGGAAAAUUGUGUUUUUCAAAACACGUACACACUGAAGUUGAUAUCUGAGAACAGACUGACAUAUUGAAAACACACAUUUCUUGUCACUUUUCCUGUUGUUGGCAGUUGAAGACAGUGUGCUCAUUUCACUAAAUUUCGUGCUGCCAGGAUCUUGCUAGAGCAGACGGAGCUUAUAACCGCUCACGGCUGGUAGAUUAGUACAGUUUACCAUCUUUAUCCCCUUCAUCUUGUCCUUUGUCUGGUGGGAUGGUUUUUACUUCUGUUGCUGCAAUCUCCGAACAGCAAAAACUUUCAUUUUCAAGUCUUCCUGAUUUUAUUUUUGGUUCGUUCUUCUACUUUCGUUCCCAGAAAUGAAUAAUGAGGACAUUAAAAUAUGCAAUACCUGCUUGCACUCCCUUAGACUUAUUUUGUCUUACAUUAUUUAUUUUGUUUGGUUUUUCUUUCUCUUUAAUUUCAACCAAAGUUGGCGUGCACGUGACUGGCAUCGUGCUCCGUGGUCGGUCCCUAAAAAUGGUGAAGCCAGCCCCACGGCGGCGCUCCAGCCAAGCUGAGCCACCGUCGCUCGGGGAAUUCUACUUCCUUCCUUCCUUCCUUCCUUCCUUCCUGUUUUGAUAAUCUACCAGACAGCCGCAAUACUACAUUCGGGUCUCUCUUUCCUAAAGGUUUUUUUUUAUUUUAUUAUUUCUUUGGUCACAAACAAGCCUUAAACAAGUCCAACUUCUUCUCCAUCGCGCAGAAAACAGUUUAUCGUAAAACACUUCUGAUGACGUCCAACCUUUUAACCGCGCCCCGCCCUGCUUGGCAGAGGUUUUAGUAAAUAAGUUGUUUACCUGUUCUGUGUUCAGUCCGUCUGUCAGACUUGACGGACAGCGUCGUGACGCCGUCGGCUGUGAUGGUUUAGUAGUUCCACUUGUGUGGGUUGUGUGUUUCCUCUUAGCGUGACAUGUUUGUUUUGUCUCUGUUCUUGCCUACCCUUUAGCAAUGAGUUGGGCAUUACUUCCUUAAUUAUCUGCACUAAACAUGAAAUAAAUGACAAUAGAGAAAAAGUAUUACAUUAAAAAAAGCUUCCAGGGCUUAAAAAGAGCGAAGGGAAUAAAAAAAAAAUAAAAAAUUGCACGGACAUUUUUUUAAGUGUCACAAAAACCUUGUGAAACAGCCUAGCAUCUAAUCAGCGACUUUUGGCUGUGUGUGUAAGAUAACGACAAAAUUGCACCCUUUUUAAAGAAAGAAAAAAUGAAAAAGAAUAUAAAAGCAAUAGUUUGGGCAGUGUGUUUUUUUUGUUCUUGUGUUGUGUGUAAUUUAGUUCUGGUACAGCAGCGAAGAGACGCAGAGAAGAGUUAGCUCUGAACGGACGGGAGGGCAGAGCAGCAGGGCCACUCGGCCUGACUGGGAGACGUGUUUGUAUGUUGUAUAGUUUUAUUAAUUACACUGAUUUUAAAGCUGCCCUAUUUUAUAAUGCAGGACUUUUGUAACAUUGAUUAAAUGAGGAAAAACUAGUGUUGUGAAUUUUCUGAUUGUUUGUAUCGAGGCCACAUUACUAGAACUGGUUUGGUUUGUUUUCUGGGAACUGGAUAUAAGUUGAAAACUUAACUGUUUCCUCAUUUACUUUAUUUUUCUUUAUUUGCUUUCCUUUUUGUAUGUAUUUAAGGACAUUUCCUCUGUUGAUGGUAUAGCAUAUUCCUGUACUUAAAGUAUAGGGCGCUGUGGUGAUAAGACCAUUGUAAAUGGAUGUUACAGUAUGCUGUAUGUUUUGAAGGUUAUUUGUUGCAUCAGUGUUGAUGAAGCUAAAUCUAGGUAAUUCUGAGGAAAAUUGGUAAGAAAAGCAAGCGUUUUUUAUGCAUUUUAAAAGUUUAGUUUUAGGCAGGAGACAAUGACAUAGCCAGCCAAAGGAUGCCCCUACUAUAAAUGCAUCUAGGCAUCUUUUUUUGUGUUCACCAUUCCAUGCAGGAAAAUAAACAGCUUGAUUAUGCAACAUGAUUCUUUUUCUUUUCCAUCUCUUUCUUUCUUCACUGGCCCACGAGAUCACCUCCUCCUCCUCCUCUUCCUCCUCCUCUUCCUCCUCCUCCUCCUCCUCCUCCAGCCCUCCCCAAGCCUGGAGGUCCACUCUGAUCUCCGUCCAUCCACACAUCCACUGCUGCUCAUCACAGCAUCACGUUCAUGCAGCAGAUAAUCGGCCGAGGAACGACGGACACUUCCAGUGCGAUCAGAGUUUCUGCUCAUUCCCUUCAGGUUUUACAGCUUUUAUCACGUUCGGAGACGUUUACCUCCUUAAAUAUUCUGAGACGAACAGUAUGAUGUCCCGCCUGUGAAUAAGCAAGGCCCGCACCUCGUCUAACCUUGUGUGCUGAAAGCAGCGGCUCCUCACAGUCGCCCAUCGCAGGCUACACUGGAUGUGUUCAUCCAUAGUUCUGCUGCCACGUCAAAAAGCAUUUUGACAGCGUUCACAACUACGGCUGCAACCAACAAUUAUUUUCAGUAUCGAUUAAUCUACCGAUUAUUUUCAUCGUUCAUCCAUUUGGUCAAUAGUAUGUCAGCAAACAGCAGAAAAAGCUCUCGAACCCAAAGAUGUUGUGUUUACUGUCAUCAAGACCAAGAAAACCAGUUGACCCCUUCACAUUUGUGAAGCUGGAACUGGUGACUUUUUCCCUAAAAAAAAAAAAAAAUUACUUCAACGAUCAAUCAAUAAUCGAAAUAGUUUAAUAAUUAUUUCUCAACAUUUUUUCCAGCUGUACUCACAACCCAAUACACAAUCAAUGUAGUUACAGAAGCGAGCUGGAAGAAAAUGUACUUACAGGUUCGGAAACGUGAGACAAGCUCUGAGAUACUGUUUCCCUCCUGAUAAACUCGUGUUGUUUUUUUCAAACCUUAAUUUUAAAUUCUAGCGGUAAAUCCAGAUACCACAAGAUACCAAAUACUGUACUGAAUUUUGGGGAAAUGUGUGUAAAAUAAUGCGUAAGAAAUCCAAAAUGUUGCCAUUUGCUGAAAUGGUGAAGCCAUAAAAAGCGUGUUGGGUUUGGAACGAGCAGAAACAGAAUGACACCGGAUGCUUUUAAAGGCAACAUUUAAGUGGCAAAGGAAAAGUCUAAGAGCUGAAGAUUUAUUGAUUUUAUAGACUAUAGCUGGAGGAAGAGUAUUGCUUUGGUUUUGUCAACAAAAAAAAACAAAAAAACAGUCCAAAUUUAAAUUAAAGUAGUGGAAGAAUGAGCAGCAACUCAAAUCCCACUGGAACUGGAGUCCUUGAAGGGAAAGCAGUGAAGUUUUCCAGUUCACUGGGUGGUGGUGGUGGAGGUGGUGGUGGCGGUGGAGGCUGCGGAGGGGCUGAAUGUGAAGCUCGCUACACCACGUUCUCCUCCUCCACAAAGCCAACAGCAAACACAAAUCAAAGCCGAGGCUGAGAGAGCGAUGAGCCCAUAAGGCCAGACGCUGCAUCCGACCAGCUGAAGCAACGAGCAGCGCGUGCUCACACACACCAGCAGGGACGUUUUCUGAAAGCAACCGCCGUGAAUUGACAUGAAAUUUCUCCCCAAAACAAAUCUGACAAACCCCUCUGAGCUUCUAACCGCCCGAUGAAUCCUGCAGCUUCCUCCGUUCACUCUGAAUCUAGAAAACUCUGAUCCAAAGCUUGUCCAACCAGCAACGUGAGCGAGAGCUGGAGUCAAAGACUCUUAAGAACUCCGUCUCCCCCCUCCCAAUAUCCCCGUCUCUCCUCUUGCUUCACCCCCACCCCGCCAAGAGUUGAUUUUUGGAUUUUGCCUUUGAGGAAUUCUGCCGCUCCAUCAGGAAACAGGGUUGAAUGAAGGCUGGGCUUUUUACGCUUUAACGCCUUUGUUGUCUUCACGUUUGUCCAAAUUCUCCCGGGCAGACCGGACCGCUGUGCGAGUCUGCGCUUUGGAGGGGUCGGGACGUAAUCGAAUUUGAACGGCUUGUCGUGAAGAGGGGCAGAAUUCUUCAGGCUUAGACCAGGGUAUUUUUAAUCCACCCAAGUACUUUCAAUCACUUUAGAGACCUGAGUAUGUGAAUUAUAGUAACGCUGAACGUACGGGACUCGCAGAACAAUCAUACAAGGAACGGGGAGCGCUUCAGUGGCACCUGGAAUCCACCUCCAGCAGCUUUUACUCGCUCUAAACUGAUGUGAAUGAAAACGCCAACGUUUCCCCCGUUGUUGUCUUCGGCACGAAAGCGGAGCAGAAGGAAGCCAUCCUUCACCGUGCCGGCCGUGCGCGCGAGCCGGAGAAAUGAGUAUAAAUGUCAUCGCUUUAGAGAGAUGAAGGAAAGUCAUUGGACGAGGAGGCAGGUAACACUGAAGCUGCUCUCCAGCGCUCAACUGUAAUGAAUUACAGUGUCACUGCUCCUUUGCAAAGAUAUUUAUUUGUCCUAUUGCAAAAACCAUCACAUGGUGCUAAGCGUUAAAUAAAGCCAGUGAAGGGGAGGUAAGCUGGAAAAUGUGACAAUUUGAACUUACUAUCAUGCUUCCUGACAGCGUAUCAAAGCAUAGCAGUCUAAUCUGCAUGAGAACUAUGCACUGACUAAAAACAAACACCCACACGUGCACGCGGCGCGGCUCACGUGCACGCGGGCGCCUGCCCACGUGGACUUUGGUAUCUACUUUGUGAAAAUUUCAGCCUCUUCCUUCUUUUACGAUCAAUCCUUCCGUUUCCAGAUCCCAGCUUCUACGGACCGAACGAGUUAUACGAAAAAUCUGAAAAAGAAAUGAAAUAUAAAAACAAACCAGCAUAUUACAUGAUAUAUUGAAAAAGAUCAAAUGUAGUGCCUGUGAAAACCUGUAUUAUAAUGCUCUUCUGAAUACUGAAUACAAUAAUUGUUUGUAAUUGUUGAAAUUUCUGACCACCAGUAGCCUUUGCUGUCUGUCAGGCCCCUCUGAUUAUAGCUAAUGUACAAUAAUCAUAAGAUAUAACUGCAUGCUCUUCCAUAAUCGCCUAGUAAACUGUUACGAUGACAACAAAUGAGAAAAAAAUUUACAAAAACCAGAUUGUUAUGUUACUGUUUUGGUUCCUCUUUCUUCUUUUUCUUACCUCUCCCUGUAUGCCUCAAACCUUUUUCUGCUCACUGUCUCACCUCCUCUCUCUUCAUCUCUUCAUGCUCACACAUGGGACUCUUUCAUCACGGUUUUCUACUGUGUGUCAGUUUAUUGUCAUUGAUUUGAUGGGUGUGCCACCAUGAUGACUGCCCCGGGCCGUCAGCGGACUGCCGCAGCCUCGCAGGGUUUUAAUCCGACAAUCUCCAGCUAACUUUUAACAUCAGCAAACACCCGACUGGUCUGGCCUCCCCUCCCCUCUCCUUCCCCUCGCGUCCAUUGACCGGCAGGCUGAGAACUCUCUGCGUGGCUCUGGGUGAAUCCUCCUCCUCCUCCUCCUCCUCCUCCUCCCCAGGCAGUUUCCUGCAGAAGACUGAAUCGAUGGCCUCUGCCUUUUUCUGCAGCGCUCAGCACUAUCCGGGACCGAAUCCCCCUCCUUCCUCAUCGAGCCUCCGCUGCGUCUCCCUCGGCAGGGCUUCAAACGAGCCGCCGCUCCUUCAGGAUGAGAAAGGUCUAGAAAGAGAAAGAGGUAGCCAGCACCUGGGAGACUCCCCCCCUCCCUCCCCCCUCCCUCUCCCAGUCCCAGGCCAGCCGGGGUCGAUUGGCUUGUCUAGCUCACCUCCAGUGGCUCCUCUCUGUUUUCGACUCGCAGCUGUCGAUGCAGCUCAGCUCUUUGAAACUAAACAGUCUCUUCGACUUGUGCAUCUCUUUUAGGCAGAAAACUUUGGGUUGACAAACUUUGUUGAUGACCAGACUGUUUUGUUAAAGGACAAUGCCACUGAUUUUGUCUACUUUACAUUACUGCUAAAGAUUUUCCAAAGAAUGCUGUAGUGUUUUACAUAUUUCAAAUGCUUCUUUCCAAAUCGUUCUGGUAGGGCAUGGUGUUGUGUAAAAGUUUUCAGUACCAGUACUAGUUCUUCACAUCCCUUCAAUUUAUGGGUGUUUCCCCAAAUGCUGUAUAAACUAGAACCCAACUGAAAAAUCACGUGGGCCAACAUAUCCUGCCGAUAUUAGCUUCCUGCCGAUAUUGGAGUAUAUGUCAGCCACUGAGUAACAAAAUAAUGUCAGUACAGAAACGCCAAAGAUACGUGUGUGAUCCAUUGCGUAGUUUGUCCACCAGAGAGCGCUGAAAAGUUUUAAUUUUAACUCUGUAAAAUGUCCCAAACACUACAGAAAAACAGAUUUAAGGAAUCCUGAUCAAAAAUGUUUAUUUAAACUCUUGAAUAUCUAAAUCGUAUCUAAACACCCAGUAUCGAUCGGCUGUAGUCUGCACUGUUUUCCGAUAACGUUUGCUAAAUGAAACCACCUAAAACUGGCGAAAUUCUGAUUUAAAUCGGGAACCGUCAAGACUAGAUUAUGUAUCUGACAGUCGAUACCAACCUUCAGUGCUAGACAGUUUUUCAUUCUCUGUACUGGACACAUUUUAGCUUGUACUAAAAAGUACUGAGGUUCGAUGCCCAGCCUCACUCCCAGGGAGCUCCUGGUUUCAUCCAUUUAGACCAAUUUUCUAAUUGAAAACAAAUUUUCAAAGAUGUGAAACUUGCUCAGGUUAGUUAAUCAGACGUUUGCUUCAUUUUUUGGCAAAUUCUGUUCAUCACCUGAGAAACAGCAGUUAACAAAAAGUCUCACCCCAAGGUCCAUUUAGUAGCCGUUCUGGAGCUUUCUGUCCAAUCACAACAUUCGUUAUUGUUGUGUGGAACCUUUCAAGUCAGUCAGUCUUACAGCUGCAUUACCAGGAAAGACGGACACGAUGUUCACUAUGAUGGUUUUUCUGACUGUAGAGUCGAGAGAAGGGCAAGUAAGACGAGGCAGGUUUAUUUCUACAGAACGUUUCACACACAAAGUCAAUCCAAAGUGCUUUAAAUAAUCCAAAAAGAAAGAAAAACUGCAGAAGAACAUACAAAUUAAAAGAACAGAAAUCUUUUUAAAGCAAAUUAAAAAAGUUCCUUGAGUCUGACUCGAGCAAGUUUCAAGUCUUUAACAGUUUAAUUUCAUAAUUAUAAGGAAGUCAAUGAAAAUCAAUGGCUGCCAGGAGAUAAAACUGUAUUUAAAAAUAUAAAACACGACAGCGGGCUUUGAAAAUGGUUGGCAGUGUACACGAUAUGUAGUAGACGGACUAAAACACGCAAAAACAUUGGCACGGUCCUUUAGAAAGUGAAAUAGAACAGAUUAGAAUAGAAAUCUUAGCAUCCAGAUGUAGAAAUGUUCAUCACUGUGUUCAAAUUAUCAGCUAAAACAAACCAGGGAUCCGUUUUUUUAUGAUACCUACGGCCCAGAACUGCCCACAUUCACUUGUUUUCCAGCCGAUCGCCAAUACUGAUAAUCGAUCGGCUCGAUUAGCAUCUCUCGUUGCCUUUCACCCAGCCCUCUGGAGGCGAUGCUAACUGUAGCUAACCCACGACAAUCUCGAGGAAGGAGAGCUUUAUCUUGACCCCGAGCGUCGCCCGGCGGGCCGCGUCCCCCUGCAGUCUGAGUCACACAUUCACAUCAUCGCACCGUCCUCACACGUCCCAUCAUCCCCUUCUCACUGCCCAAAUCGCUAUAGAAACCAGACGACAUCCUCAUCCUGACCACGACCCGUUCGGUUCCUCCGUCACCACCUGACCAUCGACUCCACCUCCAUCCUCACCCAGAACUGACUUAAACCUUGUGCCUCUACAACUCUUUUAUGGAACAGGGCGGUGUUUUCUGCCGCCGCGUCGCACCGCUCCACCAUCUGGUGUCACACUUUUGUUCAGCGUAAACUAGUGUCCAUUAGUUGUGUUGGGUGCCAUUGUUGUCCAUCCUCUGUGCUCUGAAGCUGUGAGCUUGCACUGACUUCUCCGUUGUCCUCUCUUGUCUGUCAGUUCUUCAGUUUGUCACUUUGUUGUUCUGUUUUUGUUUCUUUCUGUUCUUCCCUUUCCGACCGUUGUUUCCGUUGAACUGGUGAAGUGUAGGCCCAUCCCUCUCGGCCCCAUUAGUGACUCCAUGUCCACGCAGACUCAAUUUACUGGAAGCAAGAUGUGCAUUUCCUAUGCAACGACGACAAAAAAUAAAGACGCUAAUGCUCUAUC